Messenger RNA from Clarias gariepinus (North African catfish), 2119 nucleotides. RefSeq names its product transmembrane ascorbate-dependent reductase CYB561 (gene cyb561). Gene Ontology annotation, cellular component: lysosomal membrane. The record is from RefSeq and is a predicted model, not a curated record. Gene Ontology annotation, molecular function: oxidoreductase activity. The transcript is spliced from 6 exons. Bases 244 to 984 code for a protein of 246 amino acids. NCBI's taxonomy places the organism in Eukaryota, Metazoa, Chordata, Actinopteri, Siluriformes, Clariidae.
GAAAAUAAACACACGGAAGAAAAGGAAGGAUUUCAGCUCGAACACACACACACGCUGAAGAUAAAGUGUAAAUUAUGAAGCGUUAGGGGGUUCAAAAAGAAGACAAAAACCAGAGGGGAAAAAGAAAGAAGAAGGAAAAAGAAAGAGCCAUAUUUGUGCGGCGCGUUUGAUUCCCAUUAGAGCUCGAGCGCACUUUCUUAUCAAAGCAGGAAGGUGAGGAACACACACACCUGUACAGGAGUGAUGGAGGGUUGGGGUAUAUUUCGGACAUUGUCGUGCUACGUGGUCAGCUGUCAGGUGCUGGGCGUGGCAUGCGUGGUGAUCACGGGUGUGUGGAUGGGCCACUUUCACGGGGGCUACGCCUGGGACGGCUCGCAGCAGCAGUUUAACGUGCACCCGCUCUGCAUGGUCAUUGGCCUUGUCUUUCUCUACGGAGACGGUGUCCUGGUGUACCGGGUGUUCAGAAAUGAGAGUAAGCGCUCGGUGAAGAUUCUCCAUGCUCUGCUGCACAUGAUGGCGCUCAUUAUCAGCAUUGUGGGUCUGGUGGCCGUGUUUGAUGUUCACAACAAAGCCGGCUUUCCUAACAUGAACUCUCUCCAUAGCUGGUGUGGCAUGCUCACCUUCAUCCUCUUCAUCAUACAGUGGCUACUGGGAUUGGGCUUUUUCCUGUUUCCCUGGGCAUCAUCAGUGCUACGGAGAUGGUACCUGCCACUGCAUGUAUUCUUUGGCCUGGUACUCCUGGCCAUGGCAGUGGGUUCCUCCCUCAUUGGCAUCACAGAAAAAGCCGUCUUCAGUGGCCUAUCAUCGUUUGCUCCCGAGGAGGUUCUGGCCAAUGUUCUGGGCCUGUUGCUGGUGUGUUUCGGGGUCCUCGUAGGCUACGUGGUGACCAGAGAAGAGUUCAGACGACCGCCGAACCCCGAGGAAGAGGCGCUGUCUGUUCAUUUCAACACUCUGAGCGAGGACUCCAGGCCCAGCUCGCCUUAACACAGCACUUAGACUUCAACACUCCUCCUAUGAUGUAGUCUUCAGUCUCCUUACUCCUGUUCUUGUGUGUGUAUGUGUGUUCAGUAAUAGAAAGCAUCUUCAUGUCUGUACAGAUGACUGUAUAAGUGGCAAAAUAACAUUUUAAUUUAAGUAUAUUUAAAAAUCUACAAGUUAGGAAAAAUAUUUAUUUAAUGGUGCAGUAUGUAUGAUUUUGUAUUUCCACUUUUAAUGAGAAUUUAUACCAGAUUGCAUUUCAUGGACUAAGUGCUGUAGAAGACAACACAAUAUGUACACUAAUGUCCUAUUUAGUGGGUUGGAAGCAUCACGAGUAUUCAGUAUUCUAAAGGUGAUCACUAUUUCGUAUUAAUGCAGAAGUGUUACAGUGUUACACAGCUAGCAUGCUAAUUAAUACAGAGACAGGUUAGUAGUAAACAAAUACACCAAAUGCAGCCUGCUAAAGCUUUGAUUGCCCUACUGUUACUCAAGUGCAUCUAAAAGUUUUUUAAAAAACACAUAUAUUUGAUAGGCAGAAGCGUCUGUUAGCGUCUAUUAGCUUAGUGUGCUAGCCAAAACUGUUUAGUUAAAAGAACACACAACGCAACAGAGUUGAUUGCCUUGAAAUAUACCAUCUGAUGAGGAGUUAAUAAUGUUUAUCCGACUUACCAAAUACAGUAUAUCUAACAGUUUUAUAUACACAGGUUACUGUACAUUAAAGCCCCAUGACAAAAGCACAUCACCUGCCUACAGCUAAAAGGGAUAAACACUAACUAUUACAGUUACUCACAACAAGAGUGAACAGAAUGAUCGCACAACUUAUUGUUGUCCAGUUUACCCCAUUUUAGAGCACAGAAAUGCCAUUACUCAUAUAACACACACCAUUCGCCAAACACAGACCAAUACAUACCGUACACUACCAUACUAAACAACUGGAUAAAGAUACAAACGUUCCUACAGUAUGUGUGAUUAGUAAACAAGUAAACACAGUACCUGUUAAGCAGAAAAACUCUAAAACUCCAUCAGUCAUUUUGAUUUCAUUUGCUCACAUUCUCAUGCUCUCUUCUGAUUGGCUACAGCUCCUGCCAGUCAUCACUAGGCAGGAUGUUUGACAUGUCAUACAUGUUUUUCCCUCCCCUGA